Molecule: messenger RNA, 1607 nt
Organism: Apis laboriosa (Himalayan honeybee)
Lineage: Eukaryota; Metazoa; Arthropoda; Insecta; Hymenoptera; Apidae
Gene: ScsbetaA
Product: succinate--CoA ligase [ADP-forming] subunit beta, mitochondrial-like
Exons: 8
Coding region: 16-1512 (498 amino acids)
Biological process (GO): succinyl-CoA metabolic process; tricarboxylic acid cycle
Cellular component (GO): succinate-CoA ligase complex; mitochondrion
Molecular function (GO): ATP binding; metal ion binding; succinate-CoA ligase (ADP-forming) activity
Source: RefSeq, a predicted model, not a curated record
UGGCGGUAUUAUGAGAUGCGAUAUAAUCGCACAAGGUAUUAUUGCUGCAUCCAAAGAAUUACAAAUAAAAGUGCCAAUAGUUGUAAGACUGCAGUAAAUAUCAAGAAAGGUGGGGACAUGAAGGCGCAAGUUACGUUUCGCAGUCCACUGCCACUAUUUAGUAAGAUGGCUACUAUGUUGUCUCGGACUAUCUCACUCGUUGAAAAUCUUACCCGAUUUAAUGGAUCGAAGAUAUUGGGAUGCAAAAUCAACUUAAUAAAACAAGUGAGGAAUUUAAAUGUUCAUGAACAUAUAAGUUAUAGUUUAUUAAAUGAAGCUGGAGUUCCAACUCCUAAAUUUGGAGUUGCAAAAACUCCAGAUGAAGCAGCAAAACUUGCUGCUGACUUAAAAUCUAAAGAUAUUGUUUUGAAAGCACAAGUUUUAGCUGGUGGCAGAGGAAAAGGACAUUUUAAGGAAACUAAUAUAAGUGGUGUGAAAAUGUGUGAAACACCAGAAGAAGCCAAAAAAUUAGCCAGUCAAAUGUUAGGAAAAUUACUAAUUACUAAACAGACAGGCGAAGCAGGUAGAAUAUGCAAUGCAGUAAUGGUAACACAACGCAUGUUUCCUCGUAAAGAAUAUUAUCUUGCUGUCAUGAUGGAAAGAGCUUUUGGUGGUCCAGUCAUUAUAGCAUCAAGUCAAGGUGGUGUAAAUAUUGAGGAAGUUGCUGCAACAAAUCCCAAUGCUAUUAUGUACGAACCUAUUGAUAUUUACAAGGGUAUUACAAAAGAUCAAGCAGAACGUAUUGCUAUUAAACUUGGACUUCAAAAUGUUAAAGAUUAUAUUUCUAAUAUCAUUGUGAAUUUAUAUCAAAUGUUUCUUAAAAAAGAUGCUCUUUUGCUAGAAGUAAAUCCUCUGGCAGAAGAUGUUAAUGGAGAAUAUUUUGCUUUGGACUGCAAAUGCAGAUUUGAUGAUAAUGCUGAAUUUAGGCAAAAAGAAUUAUUUUCCUUGAGAGAUUGGACUCAAGAAGAUACCAAAGAAGUUGAAGCUGCUAAAUAUGAUUUAAAUUAUAUUGCACUUGAUGGCAAUAUUGGUUGUAUGGUAAAUGGAGCUGGUUUAGCCAUGGCUACUAUGGAUAUUAUAAAAUUACAUGGAGGAGAACCAGCUAAUUUCUUAGAUGUAGGUGGUGGUGCAUCUACAUCUGCUGUGAAAGAAGCAUUUAAAAUAAUUACAUCUGAUUCACGAGUUCACGCUCUUUUAGUCAAUAUAUUUGGUGGAAUUAUGAGAUGUGAUGUUAUUGCAGAAGGAAUCAUUGCUGCAACAAAAGAACUUAGCUUAAAAAUUCCUGUUGUUGUUCGAUUACAGGGUACAAAUGUAGAUGAAGCAAAAGCUCUUAUCGCGAAUGCAGGUUUAAAAAUUGUACCAAUUGAUGAUUUGGAUGAAGCUGCUCGAGUCGCAGUUAAAUUAUCAACGAUUGUCAAAUUAGCACAAUCUGAAAAUCUUAGCGUUAAUUUUGAAAUACCUUCAAUUUCAUAAAUUUAGUAAAAAUUAUAAUUUGCAUAUUAUGAAAAAAAUACGAGAAUAUAUUUAUAUUACUAAAUAUUUGAAAAUAAUAACUAGAUUAAUAAUUU